Messenger RNA from Aspergillus clavatus NRRL 1, 1008 nucleotides. Its product is annotated as putative mitochondrial export translocase Oxa2. Gene Ontology annotation, biological process: protein insertion into mitochondrial inner membrane from matrix; mitochondrial respiratory chain complex IV assembly. The record is from RefSeq and is a predicted model, not a curated record. Gene Ontology annotation, cellular component: mitochondrial inner membrane. Gene Ontology annotation, molecular function: membrane insertase activity. Lineage: Eukaryota; Fungi; Ascomycota; Eurotiomycetes; Eurotiales; Aspergillaceae. Bases 1 to 1008 code for a protein of 335 amino acids. The transcript has a single exon.
AUGAGACCAUUUCGUCCGUUGCUCCGCUCGCCGCAUACUGCCGGCAACAGGGUGGCCCAGCAGAAACGGCAUUUCCACCCCACACGGCCGUCUCCUUUUAUCAAUGAGGUGCUGGAGGUUUCAUCGGGUUUCAUACAUGGGGUUCAUUCGAUCAGUGGCCUUCCGUGGGUCAUGUCCAUUCCAUUGACCGCUCUGAUUGUUCGGACAACCGUCGCCAUGCCGCUACAGAUAUACACCAAGAUGCAAGCACGCAAGGAGCGCGACAUCGUCCCCCUGAUUUAUUCGUGGAAAAAACACUAUCAGGACCAGAUCAAGAAGCGCAUUGAUACCUCAAACGACACUCCGAUCCUCCCGAGAGACGCUAGACGAGAGCUUGCGGCCAAGGUCAAGGACAAGAAGAAAGAGCUGCACAAACGGUGGAACGUGCCCCGGUUCUGGAAACCAGUCGGCUUCCUCCAGAUUCCGAUCUGGAUCUCAGUCAUGGAGAGUCUCCGAGCGAUGUCCGGGAACAACAAGGGGCUGGUGCCGUACCUCCUCUCCCUGACCGAACCGACCACCGCGGAGCCAAGCACUGCGCUUCAUCUGGCCGUCGAACCGUCCCUGGCUACGGAAGGCGCUCUGUGGUUUCCUGAUCUUUUGGCCGGAGACCCAACAGGUAUCCUCCCAGCCGCAUUGACUCUGUCAAUCCUACUCAACAUCCGUGCGGGAUGGACUGCGCCUCGCUUGAGUGAACUGGCUGAUCUACCGCGGAUUGAGAUUGCCCAGAACCUUGCGAUGCGUAGUCUCAGGUUGCUGGUCCAAGUGCUGGCCCUCAAUAUCGGUGCAUCUUCCUAUAUAUAUGAAAUGCCCUCAGCACUCAUGAUUUAUUGGAUUAGCAGUACGAACAUUGCUACAUUGCAGACUCUCCUACUUGACAAGUUCAUUGUGUCGGAGUCGAUUCUGAAACCCUGGAGGCAGAUUCACAUUGGAUACACUCAAUCUGAACAGAAGGCCGCUCCGGUAAAAUGA